Molecule: messenger RNA, 2673 nt
Organism: Gadus chalcogrammus (walleye pollock)
Lineage: Eukaryota; Metazoa; Chordata; Actinopteri; Gadiformes; Gadidae
Product: histone-lysine N-methyltransferase PRDM9-like
Exons: 11
Coding region: 135-2027 (630 amino acids)
Cellular component (GO): nucleus
Molecular function (GO): histone methyltransferase activity; protein binding
Source: RefSeq, a predicted model, not a curated record
CUAGAUAGCAGAAUUUGAUGGGGUAGCAGGAAUUGGCCGACACCGUGUUUCCAUCUUUGUGCCUUUCAAGUGAACGUGGAGGACUUUGCCGAUAUCAGGGCCAACCGUCCACAACAAAGUGGAACCGCCUCUGUAUGGCAGAGAAAAAGCGAUUCACGCAGAUCGAGGAAAAAACGUUGUUUAUGGAGUCUCUUGGCCUGUCCUUGACUCCAGCCUUCAAGAGGAGAAAGCCAGGCCAGGUGAGAGUAUGCUCACCUGAGGAGACAGACUCUGAGGAGGAGGAGCUGUGGACCUCUGGAUUGACAGCAGGUGCUGGAGUGUGGGAGCCACCAACAGUCAGACAGGGGUCUCUACAACAGCCCAGUACGUCAGAUGCAGUUUCUGUGCAGAGUCUCUCAGGGCGGGGCAGGAGUGACCAGGAGGUCUCUGGAAGGACCAUUCCUGCUCAUCCAGAGACCGACCCCACCAGAGGAGGAGCAGAGAGGGGCUCUGCAGUCCAGGAGGAGGUCUCACUAGUUAUCUACCAAAAACCGGAAGUACCUAAGGAUGACGACUACUUCUUCUGUGAUGAGUGUAGGACUUUCUUCCUUGAAGAGUGCGAGGUCCACGGCCCUAUCUUGUUCAUGGCUGAUCGCCCCGUUGCUGUCGGAGAGAAAGACAGAGCCAAGAAGACGCUGCCCGCUGGGUUUGAGAUCAGAGAUUCUGGGAUCCCAGGGGCCGGUCUAGGGGUGUUUUACUGUGGAGACAGUGGCAUUCCCAUUGGAACGCACUUUGGGCCCUACGAAGGACACAGGACAGAUGAAGAGGGAGCCCUGGAGAGUGGAUGCUCUUGGGAGAUCUACAAGAGCAGACACAAUGAAUACAUUGAUGCAAGGAGAGAGACAUAUUCUAACUGGAUGAGGUAUGUCAAGUGUGCUCGUAAUGAAGAGGAACAGAACCUAAUAGCGUUUCAGUGCAAAGGAGGGAUUCUGUAUCGCUCCUGUUGCUUCGUGACCUCAGGAGAAGAGCUCUUGGUCUGGUAUGGGGACGAAUACGCCAGACAUCUGGGAAUCGGAUUUGAUCAACUGUGGAGCUCUACUAAAGGAGGGAAAUCCCAGCUGACACCAGCUCAGGCUUUCCCCUGUCCCGAGUGUCCGUUCUCCUACACGUCUCAGAUCUUCCUCCACAGACACAUGAAGAGGAGCCAUGGUGACCUGAACGACAGACAGCUGAAGAGCGGAGAAAUCAAGGUGGAGCCUAGUCUCCUCCCAUACGUCGCAGCCUCCUCUCAAGAACCAAUCGGAGCCUCCCCGGGAACCGUCCAAAGGACAAGUCAGAUUCCAGCAGAAGGAGCCAGACGCCACAGUUGUGAGCAGUGCAGGAAAACCUUUAGUCGCUCUUAUACUCUGAAGAGUCACCAGCGUAUCCACACGGGAGAGAAGCCUUACCACUGUCAACAGUGUGGGAAAACAUUUAGUCGAUCUGGUACUCUGAAGAGACACCAGCGCAUUCACACGGGAGAGAAGCCUUACCACUGUCAACAGUGUGGGAAAACAUUUAGUCGAUCUGGUACUCUGAAGAGACACCAGCGCAUCCACACGGGGGAGAGACCAUACCACUGUCAACAGUGUGGGAAAACAUUUAGUAAAUAUUAUACUCUGAAGUUUCACCAGCGCAUUCACACGGGAGAGAAGCCUUACCACUGUCAACAGUGUGGGAAAACAUUUAGUCGAUCUGGUACUCUGAAGAGACACCAGCGCAUCCACACGGGGGAGAAACCAUACCACUGUCAACAGUGUGGGAAAACAUUUAGUUCAUCUGGUAAUCUGAGGCUUCACCAGCGCAUCCACACGGGAGAGAGACCAUACCACUGUCGACAGUGUGGGAAAACAUUUAGUAAAUAUAGUACUCUGAAGUUUCACCAGCGCAUUCACACGGGGGAGAAACCAUACAACUGUCAACAGUGUGGGAAAACAUUUAGUCGAUCUAGUACUCUGAAGAAACACCAACAACUUCACAAAGGAGUCUCCACCCAAACAAUCGUGUGAAGAAACAAAAUGGUUCCCAGACAUUGUCAUUAUAAUCAAAUAAAAAAUGGUUCAUCCAGUUUUUGUGAUGGUUUUGAAUAAAGUUUUUUGCCUAAGAUCUACCUGAUUUUGAGUUCACAUUUUGCCUUCUCUGUUGGACUUUUUGCCCUUUUUGGAUUUUGCCCUUGUUUUGGAAUUUUGUGAUCUUCUGUGUUUUCGCCCAAAGACUUUGUUAUAAUAAACCACAUUUCAGAUUUGCAGAUCCGGGCUCGAUACCCAACUCUUGACAAUUUUAUGUUAAAGGGCACAUGAACGGUUUUAAUUGUUUAUCUAAUCAGCUUCAUUUAUUUAUUUGUAUUCACGUCUGUAUGAGUGAAGGUUUUUACCUUAAAAAAUUAGCUGAAGAAAAAUAGUUGGAGAGAGAACAUGUUGCUAACUAAAUGAUUUAUGACGACGUCAGUAAGGUUGGCCUCGUAGAUCUCACGUUAUUUUUACAUUUAUUGCAUUUUAUUUAAAUAUUUAUCCUGUAAAGAUGCAAAUAAAAUCGAAUAUCCAGUGUUGAGAUGUCAGUUUUGUCUGGAUAAAAUAGAAGCAGUCCGACAUGGUGGUGAAUUAUAUAGGCCUUUGUCCUGUUAUAACGUUUAGGAUGUAACGGGUGAGCCGAGGU